AUGGAAAGCCAGCGGAGUAUAACAGAUUUGCCGUUCGACGUCCUCGAUCUGAUAUUCAAGGAACUGGAGAGUCUGAUUGAUAAGCUGCAACUGGCUCAGGCUCAUGAGAAGCUGGGGAAAGCCUUUUCCUAUCACAGCCGCAGUGCCUACAAGUGUUUGUAUCCCUUUGCCGGCAUCCGCCCCGAAUUGUGGAUGGUUUUGGUGAAGGAAUGUGGCUCGACUAUUGUGGAGUUUUCCAGCAACAAAGUGGAAAGCACCAACUGGAGUGAUCAGUUGGCCAAGUCAAUUGUGCUGCACUGCCCCAACAUGAAGGCGGUGAAAAUUCAUGUUUACGAAGAUAAUUGUGACAGCGUUCAGUCCUUCUUAUUAAAUAUGAGUAAUGCAUUGACAUCAGUUGAACUGGUUAUAUUUACGAACGAUUCAAAAAAGAUAUUUGACUCAGUGGCGAAAAUGAUUAAUAUAACAAAACUUAUACUCAGGGGAGACAUUACAGAAGAAGUCUACCAGAUACAAAAAUUGGUCGCUUUGGAGGAGCUAGAAAUUGUAUCCUAUAAAAGAUUCAGCCCCUAUAUGCCUUUAAAUCUUCUUGAGAUUUGUGCACCACUGACGAAUCUCCGCUGCCUGACAGUGCUUAAUAUAACAAUAAUGCCCUCGGAAAAGCAGCAUUCGAUGGUUUGGACUGUCUUGGCGCAUUUAAAAAUAAAUAACUGCGAAAUUUUUACGGAAUUACCUCAUUGCCCGAGUCUUAAGGAUUUGGAUAUGAUUAACACCAAGUGCCAUGUCAAAGGCCUUCUCUUGGGGUUUAUUCUACAGAAUGGGAUAAAUCUUGAGAAAAUGAAUGAGAAAGGCAAACCACCUCCAUUCGAUGGGGAUGGGUUUCUUCAAGUUCUGCGGUCAUGUCCAAAACUGCGAACUUUUUAUACUCCAAUGCAGGAUAUCAAAAUCUAUCAGUCGUACGUGUCUUCCAUUGUUGAAAUUCUUAAGGAGAAUGGUGUCCAGCAGGAGGAACCCUUCCGACUGAUUAUAUAUGCACGCCCAAAGUCAAAAUGGCUCCGUCGAUUAAUUCCAAGAACAUCCAAUCCUGAAUUAAUCGCCCUUGAUUAUUUGUACAAUUUUUAA
Molecule: messenger RNA, 1119 nt
Organism: Drosophila takahashii
Lineage: Eukaryota; Metazoa; Arthropoda; Insecta; Diptera; Drosophilidae
Source: RefSeq, a predicted model, not a curated record